CACGACCUGAAAGACUCCCUUGUAAAAUCUUCCCAUGUUAUAGGCAAGGCUUUCGAUAGGUACAUCGGUGACUACGUCGACGAUGAGUGGACUUGCAAUCUGGUUACUUGCACUUUUAGUGGAUUCAUUUGCGCUCUCGGUAUAAAUUACACAGGAAUGUACGCUAACCCUCUGGUUGCUUGGGCGUGUACAUUUAAUUGUGAAGGGUUGACACAUGUCGGUCACCUACUUGUCUACUGGCUCAGUCCUCUAAUAGGAUGGUAUUUGGCUGAGUUGGCGUUUGAGAAUGACGUUGAAGACCAGGACAAGUGUGAAAAGAAGGACUAA
This is a messenger RNA of Cooperia oncophora, 327 nucleotides long. The record is from the annotation of a GenBank genome assembly. Lineage: Eukaryota; Metazoa; Nematoda; Chromadorea; Rhabditida; Trichostrongylidae.